Messenger RNA from Anoplopoma fimbria (sablefish), 768 nucleotides. RefSeq names its product mitochondrial ribosomal protein S11 (gene mrps11). Gene Ontology annotation, cellular component: mitochondrial small ribosomal subunit; ribosome. Gene Ontology annotation, biological process: maturation of SSU-rRNA from tricistronic rRNA transcript (SSU-rRNA, 5.8S rRNA, LSU-rRNA); ribosomal small subunit assembly; translation. The transcript is spliced from 6 exons. NCBI's taxonomy places the organism in Eukaryota, Metazoa, Chordata, Actinopteri, Perciformes, Anoplopomatidae. The coding region runs from base 86 to 697 and encodes 203 amino acids. Gene Ontology annotation, molecular function: structural constituent of ribosome; mRNA 5'-UTR binding; small ribosomal subunit rRNA binding. The record is from RefSeq and is a predicted model, not a curated record.
CCUUCAAUGUCACGUUUGUUGUGUGUUAAGCUGGUGGGAAGUAGCUUCGUUUCUGACAGAGAAUUUGUUUCUAAAUGUGUCAAACAUGAAUAAAUUAAAUUGUACAUUAGUUAGUUCUGUUAGUAGCUUGUGCCGACAGCUGUCUGCGUCCCGACAGGCAGGUGGAGGCUCUCUAAACGUGUUUUAUGGCUGUGGCAGCAUCGGGCUGCAGAGAUCACUGUGCACCGGUGCGGUCAGACUGCAGGAGCCCGCAGCAUCCCCCUCUGACUCUGGGAAAACCUCCAGAGACUCCAGCAAUUAUUCUCCACUGAUUGAGCCGGAGAGUUCACUGAGAUGGGGUGGAAAGAAGUUUGAGGAGUUACCAAUCGCUCACAUUAAAGCCACAUACAACAACACACACAUCCAGCUGACGGAGAGCACUGGACUGUCGAUGGUCAGGACGUCCUGCGGAACAGAAGGCUUCAAGAAUAUCAAGAAGUCGACACCCAUCGCUGCUCAGACUGCAGGCAUCUCUGCUGCUACGAAAGCCACAGCGAAGGGAGUGACGUUUGUCCGUGUUGUGGUCAAAGGUAUCGGCCCUGGACGCCUGUCGGCGAUCAAAGGCUUGACGAUGGGAGGCCUGGAGGUGGUGUCGAUCACAGACAACACCCCCGUGCCGCACAACGGAUGCCGCCCGCGCAAAGCCAGGAGGACGUGAUCUCUCCGCCAACCACAAUGCACUGCAACAAAUGGAAGCGGUUGUAUCGUAAUAUGCUAAUAAAGUUGGGU